Molecule: messenger RNA, 639 nt
Organism: Henningerozyma blattae CBS 6284
Lineage: Eukaryota; Fungi; Ascomycota; Saccharomycetes; Saccharomycetales; Saccharomycetaceae
Product: emp24/gp25L/p24 family protein
Exons: 1
Coding region: 1-639 (212 amino acids)
Biological process (GO): Golgi organization; intracellular protein transport; endoplasmic reticulum to Golgi vesicle-mediated transport
Cellular component (GO): COPII-coated ER to Golgi transport vesicle; endoplasmic reticulum; Golgi apparatus
Source: RefSeq, a predicted model, not a curated record
AUGGCUAUUCUAAUUUCUAUCUUAUUCUGUUUGAUGUCCAUCAUCUCGUGGACUUUAGCUUCAUCUAAACCACAAGCUCAGAUGGCUAUUUCACUUCCUGCCAACUCUAGGGAAUGUGUUUAUCAUGAUCUUUUAACUGAAGAUGAAGCUUUAGUUGUUGGCUACCAAGUUUUAACUGGUGGGAAUUUUGAGAUCGACUUCGAAGUUACAUCUCCAAAAGGUGUUAUUAUCGUUAGAGAAAAGCAACAGAAAUAUGCUGAUUUUCUAUUAAGAUCUUUCGGUCUGGGUCAAUAUAGUUUCUGCUUUAUUAAUAAUCAUGGUGGUGAUUUUAAGAUGGUUGAAUUUAUCUUAGAAUUAGAUAAUUUAGAAAAGCAAAAUGCUGACGAUGAAUUUAUUCCACCUGAAGAACUAAUGGCUAAAAACUCAAUUGAUGAAAUAGACAGAAACUUAAACAAGAUAACAAAGACUAUGAAUUACUUGAGAGCUAGAGAAUGGAGAAACAUGUAUACAGUUACUUCAACUAAAUCCAGUUUAACCUGGAUGUCUUUAUUGAUCGUUGGAGUUAUGAUUGGGAUCAGUGCAGCUCAAUCAAUUACUAUCCAAUUAUUAUUCAAAAACAAUUAUAAGCAAUGGGUAUAA